Molecule: messenger RNA, 1161 nt
Organism: Naegleria lovaniensis
Lineage: Eukaryota; Heterolobosea; Eutetramitea; Acrasida; Naegleriidae
Exons: 1
Coding region: 1-1161 (386 amino acids)
Biological process (GO): purine nucleoside catabolic process
Cellular component (GO): cytosol
Molecular function (GO): purine nucleosidase activity
Source: RefSeq, a predicted model, not a curated record
AUGUCGCAAACACCUUCUCCCGUUCCACCCAUUCUCUUACAUGAAUCAUUGUUACCGUAUCAGCAAAAUCAUCAUGUCAUUAUCGAUACGGAUCUUGGAUCCGAUGAUGUUUUUGCCAUCACCAAUUUGACAGCUGCCACUUUAAAAAAUCCAAAUAUGAAAAUUUGUGCAAUUAGUUUGGUGAAGGGGAUGCAACUUCAUUUGGAUCGUGGAAUUGACUUGAUUCAACGCAUGCAACAAUUUUCUAAUUUUUUACCUGCCAAUUGUCAAUUAUUUAUGGGAUCGAGUGAGAGAAUUUCUAAUGAAAAGAGUUCUCAUUGUUUUUCCGAAGCCAAAUGGUUUCAAGAUUAUGACUUUUAUAGAAUUCAUCGAGAUUUGGCAGAUUUAAUUCAAUUACCUAAAGUGAACACUGAACUUGGAUUAUUGCCAGUCAUUCCAGAAAAAGAGUAUGAAGAUGAAAUGAUAAAAUUAUUGGAACAAGCUCCUCAUGAUUCUUAUUACACAUGGUUCAGCAUUGGUCCAUUAACAAAUUUGGCAAAGUUAUGUAAAAAGAACUCGGAACUUGUGAAGAAAAAGCUGAAAAUGGUAAUCAUUAUGGGAGGAGCAUUGUUUGUGAAAGAACCUGAAAAUGAAAAGAAUGGAAGUGAAUGGAACUUUUUCUGCGAUGGUGAGGCUGCUAAAAUUGUGUUGGAGACCUUGUCAGAAAAAAUUCUUUUAUUUGAACUGUCAGUUGCCAAUUUAACAGUCGUGUCGCAAGACAAUUUAAAAGUCAUGCAAGAAAUUAUAUCAACUCCAUACGAGAAGUCAUUACCUCCAAUUGUUAAAAUCCGACAUGAAUUAUUAUUGGUCACUCUGGAAUCUACUUCGUACGACACUUCGACAUCAUGUGUCAUGUUUUGUCCAGAAUUGUUUACUUUUCAACAAGUGGAAAUUCAAGCAUUUGGACAAGAUCCAUUAGAAGGAGUCAUUCAAUUAGUAGCUCAGAAUGAGAACAAUGAUUAUUCUAAUAAUGGUCAUGAAGAAAAUUGUGAAAUUAUCAGAACAGAAUAUAGUUCAUCUAAAUCCAAUAGGAUUAAGAUAUGGUGCGCAACAUCCAUUCAUAAGGAACGAUUUUUUGAAAUUGUCAAGGAACGUUUAUUGGAUUUUUCAGAGUACUAUUAA